AUCAUCCGGAUGUUUAUAUAUUUAAUGCUGCUUGAAGUUUCAGUAGUUUUUCCCAGCUUCCGUUUCGGUUGCCAUCUUAAUCCCCUCCAGCCACCGGAAGCUCUGGAUAAAGCCGAGGUUGCAAAGUGCGUCACAGAGCGGAGCUGCAGCAGCACAGACACACACGCACACACGCUCUCUCCUCUCUUCUGUUUGCACAAGAAAGCCGAGCUGACGGUUCCUCUCCAGCAUGGUGAAGAUCGCUUUUAACUCUGCUCUGGCGCAGAAGGCGCUGGGCAAAGAGGUGCCAGCCGCUGUGAAGGACCCUGAGCUGGGCUCUGCUCCUGCGGGCAGUGAGGGCUCCACAGGUCGCUGUCUGCUCACCCUGCUGGGCAUCGCCUUCAUCCUAAGCGGGCUCAUCGUUGGGGGAGCAUGUCUCUAUCGAUAUUUCACCCCAAAGAGGCUGUAUCACGGUGCCAUGCAGUUCAGCGACGUGUCACCUGGAGCUGGAGGGGAGAACCAGCCGUACUACCUGCCCCGGGUGGAGGAGGAGAUGGAGAUCUCCGACAGCAUGGCCGUCAUCAGCGUCCCUCCUCCCCGUUUCAGACCCGGGGACCCCGCUUACAUCCUGCAUGACUUCAACAGGAAGCUGACGGCGUACCUGGACCUGACCCUGAGGACCUGCUUCGUGAUCCCUCUGAACACCUCGGUGGUGCUGCCCCCUCAGGACCUGGUCGACCUCUUCUCACAGCUCAUGUCUGGCUCCUACCGCAGCUACCUGGUGCACGAGGACCUGGUGGUGACGGAGCGUAUUGAUGACAUCAAGCCUCUGGGCUUCUACAUCCGCCGGCUGUGUGAUGGAAAAGAAACGUACAGAAUGCAGCGCCGCUCCAGCCUGGCAGGUGGAGGCAUCCAGAAACGCUCUGCGGACGAAUGUUUCACCAUCCACCACUUUGAGAACAAGUUUGUCACGGAGACGCGCAUCUGCAAGGCUUGAUGGGAAAGCACAGGCAUGGGUCAGGGAGCGAGUGAGAGUAGAGAGUGAUAGAGAGCGCCAGAGUGACAGAGAGAGAGUAGGAGGGAGUAGGCGAAGGAGGGAACAGCUUUCAGCAGAAAGUUACUUUUGUACAAAACUCCAGUUUCUGCCUCCCCUGCUUUAACCCCAGUGAUAAGUGAAUUUAAGUUCCAGCGUUAUCUAGCCUAACCCCCCACCUCUGCUGUACGCCCCUCAACCUGUAGUGGGGCGAAGUCCUAGCUCUCUUGCUCAAAUAUUCACUAGAUAGUCUCGUACUAAUAACCAGCGUCAGCCUGCUUACUGAGAAUAUACUAAGUUUCAUUUGUUAUGUUGGUUUCUGUUCUGUUGCCGUAGCUUCCUGCUGAAUUAUCUUAUCGUUGUUACUGUAGUACAACAUCCACUCAGCUCCGGACAAGAGUGGUUAGUCCUUCUACUGAUUAUCUUAGUGAUACUGAGAAGUCAAUCAUAUCAGACCUGUCUGUCAGACUGUUCCCACGUUUUAUGAAAAGAUCCACUACAUGUUAUAGUGUGAUACGGCACAAGUCACCCAGGAAAUGUAUGGUACAGUACAGUUACAGUACAAUGUAACAUGGUUGUCCUUGUCAGUUAUGGAUGUACCAGAGCCCCAAGCACAUUUUUUGUAGAUAUUUGUGCCCCGCUGCUCCCAGGGGCCUCUGCUGUCCUGCUGUGUGAUAAUUUUAUUAUGUAAUUAAUGGUUAUGUCAAACCUGAUGGUGAGCAGUCCAGCACCCUAUAUGACCAGUGUUUGUGUUUGUGUAGAAACCUCAUUUUGUGACAAUAAACUUGAAGGAUGGUCAAUAAGCGAAAGGGAAAUUUCACUACAUUUGAAAAACACCCAUUCUUUCUGUCAGAAUUUUUCCAAUUUUUAUUUAUGAAUUUGUAGUCCCAUAAUGUGAGAAUACUUAGCUGUUAUAAGCAGCUGACUAUAGGAGGCUCUUAGUUUUGCAGAACUCUGUAUAUUUAAAGUUAACACAGGAGCGA
Messenger RNA from Centropristis striata (black sea bass), 1995 nucleotides. RefSeq names its product integral membrane protein 2A-like. Bases 230 to 976 code for a protein of 248 amino acids. The transcript has 6 exons. Gene Ontology annotation, molecular function: amyloid-beta binding. The record is from RefSeq and is a predicted model, not a curated record. Lineage: Eukaryota; Metazoa; Chordata; Actinopteri; Perciformes; Serranidae. Gene Ontology annotation, biological process: negative regulation of amyloid precursor protein biosynthetic process. Gene Ontology annotation, cellular component: Golgi apparatus; extracellular exosome; plasma membrane.